AUGCGGCGAGAGUUGUUUCUCCGCAUUGUUCACGCGCUGGAGACGCGACGAGUACUUCCAAGGCGGGAAGAUGCGGCCCAUAGAAAGGGUCCAUCCCCGCUGACGAAGUGCACUGUUGCGCUUCGUCAGUUGGCAUACGGCACUACGGCGGACAUGUUCGACGAGUAUCUUCACGUUGGGGAUACAACUGGCCGGCAAUGUCUGCGUGGAGAGGCCAAUUCACCGGUGGGUAUAAGGUACCCACCCCAACGCUUAUCCUUGAAGCGGUCGUUGACCCGCGAUCUUUGGAUUUGGCAUGCUCACUUUGGCGUGGCGGGGUCCAACAACGACAUCAAUGUGCUGAACUCGUCCAGUCUCUUCACCGAGCAAUGCAAUGGCAACAGUCUGGUUAUCAGCUUCACUGCCAGCGGACGACAACAUCAUAAGGGAUACUACUUAGCCGAUGGCAUUUACCCGAGAUGGCCAGUUUUCUUGAAGACGAUCUCCUGUCCAACGGGUGCGAGGAGAGAGUUUUUUGCGGCAAAGCAGGAGGCUGCACGGAAGGACGUGGAACGAGGAUUCGGUGUGCUUCAAGCGCGUUGGGGAAUAGUGAAAUGCCCGGCUCGUUCCUGGUACAUGCAUCAUAUCGCCAAUAUCAUGUACGCGUGCAUCAUCUUGCACAACAUGAUUAUUCACGAUGAAGGUCGUGCAGCUAGCCAGUGGUCCGACGAUGAAGCCGCUCCGAGCGCAGGUCAUGCAGCCCCGCCGGUCGUUCGAGGUUUACCCUAUGGACUCAGCGAGAGAUUACAAGCUCAGGAGAGCAUGCGCAACCAACAAGCUCAUCUUGAUCUCAUGAACGACAUGAUUGAAGAAGUUUGA
Messenger RNA from Salvia hispanica, 858 nucleotides. NCBI's taxonomy places the organism in Eukaryota, Viridiplantae, Streptophyta, Magnoliopsida, Lamiales, Lamiaceae. The record is from RefSeq and is a predicted model, not a curated record.